AUGCCCCCGCUGACGGACACCUUCCCUCCACUCACUGCCAGCUGCCCUCCGGCUGGUGGGGGUCCAACAGGGAGCCGUCUGCCGGCACAGGCGCCGACCCGCUCCUCAACUCGGCGCAAGCAGCUCGUGAGGGACGCGGUGCGCCACCACUCGUCCCGCUCUUCCCACCUGGCGAGGAAUCACACACGGGGCCCUGGUUUGGGUGGUGGGGUGGCUGAGCUGGCUUGCUCCCCUGAAGACCGAGCGGCCGCUCCCACAACCCUGGUCAUCGGGGACUCCAUUGUGAGGCACGUCCGUACGAGGGAGGCAUUGUCGUUCCCCGGAGCCACCGUUUACGACGUAACCGGGAAAAUACCGGACAUCCUGAACUCCCAUCCGCAGGCGAAAAGGAUUAUUAUCCACACAGGUACGAACGACAUCGCCAGGCAACAGUCCGAACUUUUAAAACAGGAUUUUAGACACCUUUUUAAUUCCAUUUCACAGUCCCAAGUGACUGUUUUUAUUUCUGGCCCCACCCCCACCUGCGGCAGAGGGAUCGGCAGAUUUAGCCGUCUGCUGAGUCUCAACACCUGGCUCUCCUCUGCCUGCAACUCCCACCACGUCGGCUUCAUCAACAACUUUGAUGUUUUCUGGGAGAGACGACACCUCCUUGGGCCUGACGGGCUUCAUCUUAACAGGGGAGGUGCCCGCAUGCUCUCAGCCAACCUGGCUUAUGGCGUUCAGCAUGGUCCAUGCUCCUAUCCACACAGUUCCACCUCUGACCACCAUACACACAAUACUGGACUUGGACCUCAAACUUACACCAACACCUCCUCCAUUCCGCAGCACGUCACACAGCCAACUCACAACAGAGGACACACCCUGGACUUGGUCAUAACCCAUGGCCUGUUCAUCGGUGUGUCCUCUGUUGUUGACCUGGCUAUGUCCGACCACUACUGUGUAUUUUUUAGCAUCACCAGUUUUAACCAGGAGGAGGCCCCGAAAGUCUUGUCUGUUACCACACCUGGACUGUUGUCCUUGCCUGAGGAGAGACUGGAGAGUUUUGCCCUGGUUGAUGCAAGGACACUUGGUCGAGUUUUCUCCCAAGAGCAGUUUUUAAACAUCUUGAAUUGCUCUCUUCAGACGGGUGUCUUCCCCACCGCCUUUAAAACGGCGGUGGUGAAGCCCCUUCUGAAGAAGAGCAAUUUAGACCCCAACAAUCUUAAUAAUUACCGACCUGUAUCCAACUUGCCGUUUUUAAGUCAAAUUUUAGAUUUAGAUAAAAAUUUUUUUACCAACUAUGACUUUUUAAACAGAAAUAGCAUCUUAGAGAAACAUCAGUCUGGCUUUAGGAGGAACCACAGUACCGAGGCAGCACUUUUAAAGAUUUUAAACCAGCUACCGAAUCAAAGUUCAGGUGGAGCGUGACAGGUUCUACUGGAUCUAAGCUCUGCUUUUGAUCCAGUGGACCAUCACAUUUUAUUAAAUAGACUCAGACACCUGGUCGGCCUCUCCGAUACUGUUCUUAACUGGUUUUGUUCUUAUCUCACAGACCGAUGAUUUUAUGUAAGUAUGGAUACAUGUUCCUCAGGAACCCAUGAAAUUGAAUGUGGGGUUCCCCAAGGCUCAAUUUUAGGUCCACUCCUUUUUAUUCUUUACAUGCUUCCCCCUGGGGACGUCAUCAGGAAGCACGGCAUCAGCUUCCAUAGUUUCCAUGCUGACGAUACGCAGCUAUACAUCGCCGUGUCUCCUGAUGACUCAGGGCCACUUGAUGCCCUUUUUAACUGCCUUGUAGACAUCAAGUCAUGGAUGGCAGAGAAUUUCCUGCAGCUCAACCAGGACAAAACUGAGGUUUUAGUUAUUGGUCCUGAAGGCCAGAGAGAGAAACUUUUACCAAAAUUACAGGAUAUUAAACUAGCCGACUCUGUUAAAAAUUUGGGCGUGAUUUUUGACUCUGAGCUAAAUUUUAUCCCACAUAUCAAAAAUAUAACAAAAAUAGGUUUUCAUCACCUUAAGAACAUAGCCAGAGUCCGCCCGUUUUUCUCUCAGGCCAGUACGGAGGUGCUAAUGCAUGCAUUUAUAUCCUGUCGUUUAGAUUACUGUAAUGCCCUGCUCUCUGGUCUUCCCAAAAAAAGUAUUUUAAAUCUCCAAUUAUUACAGAACUCAGCCGCACGUGUGCUGACGAGGACCAGAGGGCGGGAGCACAUUACACCAGUUUUAAAGUCGCUACAUUGGCUCCCCGUCCGCUUCAGGAUCGAUUUUAAGAUUCUCUUACUGGUUUUUAAAUGUCUUAACGGCCUUGCCCCUUCUUAUUUAUCUGAUCUGCUUUGACCAUAU
Messenger RNA from Doryrhamphus excisus (bluestripe pipefish), 2316 nucleotides. The record is from RefSeq and is a predicted model, not a curated record. Lineage: Eukaryota; Metazoa; Chordata; Actinopteri; Syngnathiformes; Syngnathidae.